Messenger RNA from Bathycoccus prasinos, 1968 nucleotides. RefSeq lists its product with no specific name. NCBI's taxonomy places the organism in Eukaryota, Viridiplantae, Chlorophyta, Mamiellophyceae, Mamiellales, Bathycoccaceae. The transcript has a single exon. The record is from RefSeq and is a predicted model, not a curated record. Gene Ontology annotation, molecular function: RNA binding. The coding region runs from base 1 to 1968 and encodes 655 amino acids.
AUGCCACCGAAGAAGAGCAAGAAACCAACAUCACUGAAAGUCCCGGAGACGGAAUCGGCGAGGAAGAAGCUCACCGUCGCGCAGCUGAGAAACGUUUUAGUUUCGUUAGGUUUGUCCGUGGACGGAUUGAAAGCGGAUUUGUUGUUAAGAUUGGAAACGCAUCUUUUGGAGGAGAAGAAGAAAGACGAAGAGAAGGGGGGAGAAGUGGGCGCGAGGAAACGAGCUCGAUCGGAGGAGAAGAAGGAGAAGGAGGAGGAGGAGGACAAAACCGCCGUUCCCGAGAAAGAAGAAGAAUUGAAUACAGAAUUGGGGGACACGUUGGGAAAAUUUUCGCCAAAACCACAACCAACCGAAGAACAAGAAGGAGCGGCGAAGAAGACAAAGAAGGCGAAGGUGGAGGAGGAAAAUGGUGAUACGAUCGCAAAAAGAGAGAAAAGCGCGAAGUCGUCGAUGCCGCGAGUAGAUUUAACGCAGAUUGGCGCGUACGAGCGUUUGCGCGCGAGACGAGUGGAGAUUCGCUACGAAAAUUUUCCGGCGGAUGCGGACGAGGCGCUGGUGAGACGCGUCUUUGAGACGUACGGCGACGUAAGAGAGAUUUUCAGCUCUGGUUCGAAUGGCGUCGUGAGGUUUCAGACGCAAGAAGCGGCCGAAAGCGCGUUAGCUGCGUUGGAAAAUGGGUCGUACGUGAUGGACGGGUGCGAAAAAGGUGUGCGAGUUAGAUGGGCGACGUGGGAGGAAGACUUGAAGUCGAACGCGACUGAAGUGGAGUUGGAUUUACGAAAGUUUGUCGAGGAGGAGUGCGACGAGACGACGAGAAGUUCCAAACAGAUUUGGAUAGGCGCGUCGUCGAAAUUAGCGAGCGAUGAGCUAGUCAAGGCGUGGCUGGAACGGUUCGGCGAGGUUGAAUCGUUCAAAGCGUUUAGAAAGGAGAAGCAUUUUUCGUUCUUGGCGACGUAUGCGAAAGAGGAGGAUGCGAAGCUGUGUUUUGACAGCUUAAACGAGAAACAGCCACCAGGUUCGUUGGUAUAUCACGCGCCUUUAAGGGUGGACUUUACGAUUGUAGACGAAACGACGAGAAUGAGUUUAGAGAAAAUGGCGCAAAAAGUAAUCAACCCGCAACAACAACAACAACAACAACAACAAAGUCCAGGCGGCAAGGCUUUAUUGACUCCGGUUGUUAAAACAACGGAGAGUCCUGCGAAGAAGCAAGAAGGCGAUCACAUGAAACGGUCAGACUCUCGAGACGCCAUGCCUCCUGGAAUGGUCGUGGAACCGCCGUCUUCUUCGGAACCGACUACGCCCGAUGUCAUCGCCAGGUACCUCCGAUCCGUGUACUCGAACGGUAAAAAAUUACCGAGACGGGGUCAGUUCGACCCACCAAACGUACAUCAUUAUGGACCUCCGUCUGAAAAACUCUAUGUCUCGAGCAUACCCGCGUGUUUUGAUAAAAACGCCGUCGCGCCUAUGUUUGAAGCGUUGGGCGAGGUAACCGACGUGCACAUUUUAUUCGACCGCCAUACAAAAAAACACAAAGGCAGUGGCUUUGUCACCUUUCGAACGGUCGAAGAAGCGGAGCGAACGAUCGCUUUGCUCGACCAAAAUUACAUCUUAGACAACAGAGACCCGAAUCUACCGACGAACAAGCCGAUUUAUUUCAAGUUUGCAAAAGGUAAUCAGCAAGCUUCCGCACAGCAACAUGUGUUCCAGCAAGGCGCGCCGCAUCAAGGAUAUCAACAUGGAGGAGGAGGAGGAGGAGGAGGACAAAGCAUGCAAAGCAUGGCGAUGCAAAACCAGCAUCAGUAUUUGCAAAUGCAGCAGAUGCAACAAAUGCAACAACAACAACAAAUGCAGCAGCAGCAAUACUGGCAAAUGAUGGCGCAACAGCAGCAACAACAACAGUUUCAGCAGCAACAUCUACAACAAGGCCAACCGUUCAUGCCGCCGCAGCAGUUUCCACCGCCUCAGUGA